Oncorhynchus kisutch (coho salmon) is the source of this 3739-nucleotide messenger RNA. Its product is annotated as thyrotropin-releasing hormone receptor-like. Lineage: Eukaryota; Metazoa; Chordata; Actinopteri; Salmoniformes; Salmonidae. The coding region runs from base 122 to 1330 and encodes 402 amino acids. Gene Ontology annotation, biological process: phospholipase C-activating G protein-coupled receptor signaling pathway. The record is from RefSeq and is a predicted model, not a curated record. The transcript is spliced from 2 exons. Gene Ontology annotation, molecular function: thyrotropin-releasing hormone receptor activity. Gene Ontology annotation, cellular component: membrane.
UAAUUGGUUCACUAUAACUUUUUAUAUAUUCUGGGCAAUCUUGGAAUCAUUUGAAUCUUAAUUCUGUUCCACCUCAAGGCAAAUUAAAGCAGAAGAAAUGUGUCAACUCAAGUAAAACACCAUGGAGAAUACUAAUGACACCUCUCAAGAUGUCAUCAAUUUCACACAGAAUGAAGUUCUGAUUAAUAUGCCACAGAACUCCAUGGAAGUACAAGUUAUAACAAUUGUUCUCGCACUUCUAAUAUGCGGAGUUGGGAUAGCGGGGAAUAUAAUGGUGGUGUUGGUUGUGCUGCGCACCAAACACAUGAUGACCCCUACUAACUGUUAUCUUGUCAGUCUGGCUAUUGCGGACCUUGUCGUCCUUUUAGCGGCAGGUUUACCUAAUAUUUCUGAAGUAGUCGACUCUUGGAUAUACGGCUACGCUGGGUGCCUUUGCAUCACAUACCUGCAAUACCUGGGUAUCAAUGUAUCAUCCUGCUCCAUCACAGCCUUCACCAUUGAGCGCUACAUUGCUAUCUGCCACUCCAUCAAGGCGCAAUUUAUUUGCACUGUGUCUCGGGCGAAGAGGAUCAUUUCUUUUGUGUGGAUUUUCACCUCGCUUUACUGCAUGAUGUGGUUGUUUUUAGUGGACACGAACGAAACUGUCUACGCCGAUGGGGUGUUGGUCAGCUGUGGCUACCGUGUCUCAAGAAACCUCUACAUGCCAAUUUACUUUCUAGACUUAUCUUUGUUUUAUGUCCUCCCUCUGAUUGUGGCUGUUGUGCUGUACGGUCUCAUCGCAAGGAUUUUAUUCAUGAGCCCCUUGCCAACCAAUCUCAACGGCAAUAGUGAAGGUUCUAUACACCAGGGACGUUCCAGCAGCACAGUCAAGGUGUUGGGCAAAUCAAACAAGGGUGCAGUGACGUCAAGAAAACAGGUUACUAAGAUGCUUGCAGUGGUGGUGAUUAUUUUCUCCCUGCUCUGGAUGCCAUACCGGACGCUGGUGGUGGUAAACUCUUUCAUGGACCCACCCUACCUAAACACAUGGUUCCUGCUCUUCUGCCGCUUAUGCAUCUACACCAACAGUGCCAUCAACCCUAUCAUUUACAACCUGAUGUCUCAGAAGUUCCGGGCCGCCUUCAAAAAGCUUUGCAAGGGCAAAGGACAAGACCCAGAGAAGGUUACCAAGUACAGUGUGCCAGUGUAUUACAGUGUCAUGAAGGACUCUUCCCGUGAGAGCCCUGAGCACACAGAGCAGGAGGAUGUCAGCAGCUAUGGGGACACUGGUGGAAAGAGGAUCAACUUCACAGAUAAGUGUGGGAACACCGGCACUAUGUUCAGCAUUGCCUGAUAGACGGACAAAAUAGAAAUAAGUUAUUUGUGUAAAGUGAGGUUUUAUAAAGUGAAUGUGAUGUAAUUAUUUUGCCAUGUGUCAGAAGUCAGUAGGCUACUACCGCUUUUUCUUUUUACAUAUACUUUUUUGUAGUUUACUUGUAUUUACUGUUGGAAUAUAUUGUGCAAUCUUAUAGCACAGCCCAAACCUCAGAAUCUCUCAUUAAAAACCCAUUACCUGCUUGUUAAAAGACAUUAAGUCACUCAAACAAUCUAAAAGAUUGGCUGUAGAACUCCUUGAUUGUUCCUUAGAGACUAUCCUGGGUUUAAUCUUUGCAUUUAUCAGAAACACUUCAAUACUACAUUGUUUCAACUCAUUCUUACUCAGUAACUGCUUCAUUUUUGUUUUGUUUACUCAACUUUUACUAUUUAAAAAUGUGUUGGCCCAAACUUAGCUCCAACUUGAGAAAACGUAGGCAAAAAUUCUGUCAACUAGAAAUUAUUGUUAGGUCAUCUUACCAAAAAAAAAAUGCUGUGGAACUAGUUGUGACAAACAAACAGAGCUUUUAACUUACAAUGUUUUCAACUUACAUAUUUUACAUUGUGAAUGUUCAUUUAUGCUGUAAUUUAUAUUCAACAUGGGAUUUGAACUCAUAACAUCUUGCUUCACAGCAUUCUUAUCUUCCCGCUAUGUAGUCACAACCAUGUCUGUGUCAAUGGCUGAUUUCACCUCUAUUGCUACACUUUGCAAUUCAAAGUAAAUCUCAAUUCUGUGUACUUUUAAGUACACUCAAGGAAAACUAUUGUAUGUAUCAUAGUGAUUAAGGAGUAGCAUUAAAACAGAGUAAUAUCCCUCACCAGCAUAAGACAACUAUACAGAAAAAACUAAAAUUGCUGAAAUAAGUCAAUCAAACCAACAAUGAGAGACUAGUCAGAUAAACUGAUCAUUUGCACAGACUUGGUGCUAUAAGAGGAAGAUCGGAAUGCCAUGAACCAAGAGUUUGCUUGUGAGUUCAAAUCCCAGGUGAGGACAUGUUGAAUAAGAAUUACUGUAUUUUUUUAUUUUUAAAUCUACCUUUAUUUAACUAAGCAAGUCAGUUAAGAACAAAUUCUUAUUUUCAAUGACGGCCUAGGAACAGUGGGUUAACUGCCUGUUCAGGGGCAGAACGAUGACCAUUAUUUUUCAUUACCACAUGUCAGAGGCAUGAAAAAUGAGCGAAUGGACUUGAAAACUGGUGGUAUAGCAUCCUGCACUCGAAAAUGUGAUGUGAAUAAUGAGCGAAUGGACUUGAAAACUGGUGGUAUAGCAUCCUGCACUCGAAAAUGUGAUGUGAAUAAUGAGCGAAUGGACUUGAAAACUGGUGGUAUAGCAUCCUGCACUCGAAAAUGUGAUGUGAAUAAUAAGUGAAUGGACUUGAUAACUGGUGGUUUAGAAGAAGCAUGCACUCCAAAUUGCGUUGAGUAGAGUGGCCAAAACUGAGACCUGCGCAGACAGCAGUGGCACAUCAAUUCUGGCCUAAUGACAAUCGCCAAUUGUCAUCACAUGUCGUCUCUUUCUAUUCACCACUGUUUGGAGGCUGGAAAUAUGUUGCGAGUGGAUGAACGUGCACUGGUAGCCUAGUAAAGGAGCCGUUUGCAGUGACUGUUUGAGAAUCAGAAGAAAACAUUAUGACUGGUUGUAUUAAUGCCUUUAAUAAAAGGUCAUACAUUUUAAAAAUUAAAUGAUACAUCUUUAUUUCUAGGCCCACACAGAGCCUAUUGAAUUAAUAGGGAUUCUAUAGUGUCAUCAGAAAGUACAAAUACUCCCUGAUUUAUUCCACAUGUUGUUGUGUUACAUACAGACUGAAUUGAAAAUGUAUUAAAUUGUUGAUUUUGUUUCUCUCACUCAUAUACACAAAUACCCCAUAAUUACAAUGUGAAAACAUGUUUUUAGAGAUUGUUGCACAUUCCUUGAAAAUGAAAUACAGAAAUAUCUCAUUUCCAUAAGCAUUCACACCCCUGAGUCAAUACAUGAUAGAAUCACCUUAUGCAGUGAGUACAGAUGUGAGUUUUUCUGGGUAAGUCUAAGAGCUUUGCACACCUGGAUUGGACAAUAUUUUUUAAACAUUAUUCUUAAAAUAAUUCUUCAAGCUCUGUCAAGGUGGUUGUUGAUCAUUGCUAGACAGCCAUUUACAAGUCUUCCAAUAGAUUUUCAAUCCGAUUUAAGUCAAAACUGUAACUAGGCCACUCAGGAACAUUUAAUGUCAUCUUGGUAAGCAACUCCAUUUUAUAUUUGGCCUUGUGUUUUAGGUUAUUGUCCUGCUGAAAGGUGAAUUUGUCUACUAGUGUCUGUUGGAAAGCAGACUGAACCAGGUUUUCCUCUAGGAUUUUACCUGUGCUUAUUGUAGCUCUACUCCAUUUAUUUGUAUCCUAAUAAACUCCCUAGUCC